AUGGCCACGGAGGCACGGAGCUGCAACUGCAGCACGACCAGCAAUGUUUCAGCGCCAGUGGAGGAGCCUACAGAUGGCUUGGUAGCACUUCGUGUGCUCAUAUCAGUAGUCUACUUGCUGGUUUGUAUGGCCGGGCUACUGGGAAACCUGUUAGUUCUCGUGCUUGUCAAAGUGCGUAGCUUCGGUGGUGGAGUGUAUGGCCAUCGCACCACCAUCAACGUGUUCAUCUUCAACCUGGCCAUUACCGACCUGGGCUUUGUGCUGAUGUUGCCCUUCUGGGCGGCAGACACCCUCUUGGACUUCAGCUGGCCUUUUGGUCAUGUGAUGUGCAAGCUGGUGCUGAGCGUAACGGUGAUGAACAUGUAUGCCAGCGUCUUCUUCCUCACCGCCAUGAGCGUCACGCGCUACCACUCUGUGGCAUCUGCGCUGCAGCCACGCCUCGAGCGACGGAGGCAUGGUUUGUCAGCGGGCUGGGCGGUGGCCGCGCUAUGGGCAGGGGCCACCAUGGCCACGGCCCCUGCUGCCAUUUUUUCAACUGUCCGGCAUGUCGCAGGAGACAGCUUGUGUCUGCUGGGUUUUCCAGAAGGCGGCAUCUGGCUUGCACUUUACCACAUGCAGAAGAUUCUAGUGGGCUUUGUGGUGCCUCUGGGGGUGGUCUGUGCGAGCUAUCUGUUGCUGCUACGCCUGCUACGCACGCACGGCAACACCAAGGGGCUUCGGCGGCACGCCCACGUCACUCGCGCUGUCGCUAUCAUUGUCUUGUCCUUCUUUCUCUGUUGGAUACCCAACCAGGCUGUGACCCUGUGGGGCGUCCUUGUAAAGCUAAACCUGCUGCAGUGGGACCGUGCAUACUAUGUGGUGCAUACGUACGUGCACCCUCUCAGUGUGUGCUUAGCGCACACCAAUAGCUGCCUCAACCCACUGCUCUACUGCCUACUGCGACAUGAUUUCAGAACACGCCUUAGGGACAUGUUCCGGAAGGUGCUGUCGCCUGCUGUGGUCCAACCACGUGCUCCGUCACCGCCCCAGGAUGCACACAGCGAUGGGAUUCCGCUUAACAACUUGGACAACACAGAAAAUUGCUAA
Nerophis lumbriciformis (worm pipefish) is the source of this 1086-nucleotide messenger RNA. NCBI's taxonomy places the organism in Eukaryota, Metazoa, Chordata, Actinopteri, Syngnathiformes, Syngnathidae. The record is from RefSeq and is a predicted model, not a curated record.